UUCGCACUAAAUCUACCGCUCAUUCCAGGCCGCGGUGGCUCGUUUUAAUCCCAAACCGAGUCGGCGUCUUCUCAUCAGUUCACGGUCUGUGACGCCGGCGUCAACCCCGCAGCUCCGGAUCAUGUUCUCCACAGAUAAACUUGACGCGUUAACCUGCAGCCCGCGUCCUUUUGUUCAGGGGAAUAUAGACGCUUGUGUGGACUUCCUGGAGCGGAUCGGGAUGGGGCUGAAGGGUCUAAAGCGGUCGGUUUGUGUGACAUGUCGGUGAUCUGACGCAGCAGCGCCGGUUUGGAGCUUCUUGACUGAUCAGGUUGCAGUGCGAAGCUGCUGACUUCCUGGAUAAUCAUUCAUUAUCCACUGCAAUCCAAAAGCUGCGAAUCACUUCAAAGAGCUUUAUUCUGUUAUUCAGUAAAGCAGGGCGGUGCAGAAGCCCGGAAGUAAUGGAUUUAAAAGAUCAAACUGUGAGAAUUUAAUAUAUUUAUAUUUAUAUUGCUUUCUAUUGCUGCAUCACUAGAAUUCCCCAGUUUGGGAUUAAUAGAGUAAAGCUGUGCUCUGUAUUUAUCUAUAUUUGCACUGUUUUUGUAGUGCUUAUUUGUAAGUAAGAUUUUAUUUUAAGUCCAAGGCUUUUUAUUAGUAUAAAUAAUCAUGCAUAUUAAAGUUCCAGUGAUCUGCACUGUGUUGUUCGUCCUCCUGGACGUCUCCAUCACCUCCGUCCUUUACGUGCACGGAUCACAUUGGUCCACGUUCACAGAAGACGCCCUGGACUUCAGCAUCCUGCGCUCCCAGCUGGACCUGUGGGGGCUGGUGCUGCUCAGAGCCUGCCUGCUGCUGGGAGCCUCCAUUGGGGUGACCUGGAACCAGCUGGACGGCCCCCCGCGGGCCUCCGCCUGCACCACCGCCGUCCUCCUGGUCUGCAUGGUGGUGGUGACGUACGCGCUGGCCAAGCUGCUGAUGCUGAGCGAGCUGGGCCCGCUGAGCCAGCGGCCCUGGCUCCUCAGCCUGACCUGCUGGACCUGUGCAUCCUCUCUGGGGGUCCCGCUGCUGUGGAGGCUGCUGGGGAGCGGCGAAGGAGGAGGUGGAGGGACUAGGAGAUCUGAGGAUGCCGAGAAGCUGCUGGAGACGGCUGGAGAGGAGGAGGAGGAGCGGCGGAGCGAGAGGAAGAAGAAGGACGAGCAGAGCAGCUCGGGGGCGACGCUGGGACGUCUGCUGACCUACUGCAGGAAGGAUUCUGGACUGCUGUUCGUGGCCGUGCUCUUCCUCGUCAUAUCGGCCGUGUGUGAAGCCUUCAUUCCCUACUACUAUGGGAAGGCCAUCGACAGCAUUGUGGUGCACCAGAGCAUGGAGUACUUGGCUAAACCUGUGGCCACUCUGGCAGUUCUGGCUCUGGCCAGCUCUCUGGCGAUGGGAGUGCGAGGAGGAGUCUUCACCCUCACCUUCGCCAGCUUAAACCUCCGGCUCAGAAACCACCUGUUCACAACUCUGAUGAGGCAGGAAAUCGCCUUUUUUGACGAAAACCACACCGGCGAAAUCCUCUCCCGCCUGUCGGCCGACACCACGCAGGUCAGCGACCUGAUCUCCGUCAACAUCAACAUCUUCCUGCGCAGCGUCAUCAAGGGCGUGGGCUUCUUCAUCUUCAUGUUCAGGAUGUCCUGGAAGCUCACGAUGGUCACCAUCAUGGGCUUCCCCUUCAUCGCCCUCGUCUCCAAGCUUUACGGCCAGUACUACAAGAAACUAACCAAAGAGGUGCAAACCACUCUGGCAGAAGCCAAUAAAGUAGCGGAGGAAACCAUCUCGGCCAUGAGGACGGUGCGCAGCUUCGCCAACGAGAGCGGCGAGGCCGACUCGUACUACGCCAAACUGCUGGUCAUGUUCCGGCUCAACAGGAAGCAGGCGCUGGCCUACGCCUGCUACAUGUGGUCCAGCUGUAUCUCGGAGCUCGCUCUGGAGCUGGCCAUCCUCUACUACGGAGGCCACCUGGUGGUUUCCCAGCAGAUGAGCAGCGGCGCCCUCAUCUCCUUCUUCAUUUACAUGUUGGAGCUGGGAGAGUGCCUGGAGAGCAUUGCCUCGGUGUACACGGGCCUCAUGCAGGGCGUUGGAGCUGCGGAGAAGGUGUUCGAGUACCUGGACAGGAAGCCCGAACACCCGGCCGACGGCACCGAGGCCCCGGACCGGUGCACCGGGUUGGUGGAGUUCAGAGACGUCACGUUUGCCUACCCAACGCGUCCCGAGACGGAUAUUCUCAAGGGAGUGUCGUUCACUCUGCGGCCCGGGGAAGUGACCGCCCUGGUGGGUCCUUCAGGCAGCGGGAAGAGCUCCUGUGUGGGUCUGCUGGAGAACUUCUACCUUCCUCAACAAGGCCAAGUCCUGCUGGAUGGAAAACCGGUCAACACGUACCAGCACGAGUACCUGCACUCCAAGGUGGCGCUGGUGGGGCAGGAGCCGGUGCUGUUUGCCCGCACGGUGCAGGAGAACAUCGCCUACGGCCUGACCGACGCCCCCUCGGAGGAGGCGGUGCUCGAGGCCGCCACCAAGGCCAACGCUCACCACUUCAUCUCCACCCUCCCCAAAGGCUACCAAACAAGUGUUGGAGAGAAGGGCACGCAGUUAUCCGGCGGGCAGAAGCAAAGGGUGGCCAUCGCCAGAGCGCUCAUCCGGCAGCCGCGAGUUCUCAUCCUGGACGAGGCCACCAGCGCUCUGGAUGCAGAGAGCGAGCACAUCGUUCAGCAGGCUCUGAACAACAUCAGGCAGGAUCACACAGUCCUGGUGAUCGCUCACCGGCUCAGCACGGUGGAGAAGGCGGACAACAUCAUCGUGAUCGAUCGGGGUCGCGUGGCCGAGCAGGGCUCCCACAGCCAGCUGAUGGCCGCGGCGGGUCUCUACUGCAAACUGGUGCAGAGGCAGGUCCUGGGCAUCGAGACGGGGGACGAGGUCCUCAACAAGUCCGAAAACCCGAAGCCUGGCAGAGCGCGGCGGAGGAGAAGGAGCAGCGGCAGCAGCAACAGCGAGCCCGAGUGCACCGCACGAUACUGACCAAGCAUGACAGACUGCUGGAUGUCGAUCUGAAUACAUUGAGUUCAAUAAAACUACAUUUACUCUACAAAAUUAUCGUAUUGGCCCGACUAUAGGACAAUAUUUUAUUCCGGAAAUUGUGUUCUCAAAAAAUGCGGUCAUAUUAUAAUCGAGGACUAGAUUGUCGUUACACAUCCUCGCUGCUAGACAGAGCCAAAGUACCGGUGACCAGGAAGCGAAUGGAGCGUCACAGUGAAUGUAUGCUUGUAUGUUUGCUAAAAAGGUAAAAAGGAUCUGAUGAAAAAUGGAGAGGAAUGUGACCGUCUAGAACUAAGGGGCUUGAACGCUGCACAGGUGAGCAAACAGCAGAGGUGAAAUUUUGAUGCCAACUUUGAACUGAUGGUUCAACACAGCAGAGUCGACAAACAACUGCCAAGCUGAUGCUUAUGAAGUUAAAUAGAACUUGAAUUUGAUGGUUAUAAAGAAUGAUCUCAGUGAUUUCAUGGAAUGGUGAAGUGGAGGCUGUUUUCCCAGUGAUGCACGAAGACGAUUCUGUUAAUAAGAGCUCUGAUCGUUCUGGUGACAUGUUUGCACCACGGAACACCGUGACUGAGCGGAACGAUGUAGAGCAGGUUGUUGUCCCAGUGACACACAAAGAUGAUUGUGCCAGUGAGGGGUCUGAUCAUUGUUGUGUCACAUGUACACCACUUGCUGGCUGUGUUCAGCGUAUUUUUUCUAGGUUGUGGACGUGCUGCAGACAUGUCUGUAGAAAUAUUGGAAAUAUUUUGAGAGCAACAGCGCACUUUUACUGUUAAUACAGUAUGUCCUACUUAGGAUAGAGGAGACAAUGUAUUUUUGGGUAAUACGUAAUACUUGAACCUGGAACAGGUUGCAGUUUUCUUCUGAAGGGCUUCAGAAAAGACUAUAUUUUAUCUCGAUGUAGGGAUGGUUUUGGAUCCUGGGGAGUCUUUGAAGACAGAGCGGCAGAAGCUCUCUCUCUCUCUCUACUUGUGCAUAGACGCUGUAAGCAGAGCUGAACUGGUGAGCGCUGCUUGCACUCCACCUUUAAGGACUUCCAGGACUGCACUUCGUGGUCUAUGCACCAGUAGAGCAGCUGAUGUUCUGUCUUCAAAACCAUCCUUGUUAGAAGCAGGGGCCUGAAUGCGUUCUCCUCAUCUGUCUGUGGGUUUCCUCCGGGUUUCUUCCCACAUCCAAAAAACAUUCACCAAAAGGAACAUAUAGAAAUUUGACUGGAGGCAGUCACUCAGAAUAUCAAGAAAUAGAAAGAACGGAGGCAAAUAAAUGCAAAAAAGAGAACAUUUGCAAGUGUUAUGAAAAUUUAUGUGAAUAAAGAAGUUUGACAAAUAGAUCUGGUUCAGUGGAAGUGUUAGUUUGAUCAUUGCAACAAAGGAGAAGAUGUGAUACUGAAGAACUCCUCAGUAACUCUUCAGAAGAAGCAGAAUGUAACCGGUGCUUUUGAA
This is a messenger RNA of Salarias fasciatus (jewelled blenny), 4490 nucleotides long. It is a transcript of the gene abcb9, whose product is annotated as ATP-binding cassette, sub-family B (MDR/TAP), member 9. Bases 646 to 3030 code for a protein of 794 amino acids. Gene Ontology annotation, molecular function: ATP binding; ABC-type oligopeptide transporter activity; ATP hydrolysis activity. Gene Ontology annotation, biological process: transmembrane transport. NCBI's taxonomy places the organism in Eukaryota, Metazoa, Chordata, Actinopteri, Blenniiformes, Blenniidae. Gene Ontology annotation, cellular component: membrane. The transcript has 11 exons. The record is from RefSeq and is a predicted model, not a curated record.